AUGGGUCACGCUUCCUGCCCCAAGUGCGGUGCCGCCACUGACGGCGCUGGCAAGAGCUGCGGCUCUUGCGGUGCUACCUGCCCCGUUUGA
Penicillium arizonense is the source of this 90-nucleotide messenger RNA. RefSeq lists its product as uncharacterized. The coding region runs from base 1 to 90 and encodes 29 amino acids. The record is from RefSeq and is a predicted model, not a curated record. Lineage: Eukaryota; Fungi; Ascomycota; Eurotiomycetes; Eurotiales; Aspergillaceae. The transcript has 2 exons.